Dibothriocephalus latus is the source of this 358-nucleotide messenger RNA. NCBI's taxonomy places the organism in Eukaryota, Metazoa, Platyhelminthes, Cestoda, Diphyllobothriidea, Diphyllobothriidae. The record is from the annotation of a GenBank genome assembly.
AGAUACCUCAGUCAGUGUCAUCACCGAACUGAUGUACCAGGUUUCCCUGGGCAUGGCCUAUCUUGAGUCCUGCAAAUUCGUCCAUCGCGACCUUGCCGCUCGAAAUGUCCUCCUUGCUGCCAGCGCUGGUAAAUGGCCCCUCAAAUGGUACGCUCCCGAAUGCAUCUACUACUUCCGCUUCGAUUCGAAAUCCGACGUGUGGAGCUAUGGCAUUACCCUCUGGGAGGUAUUCUCGUUUGGAGAACGCCCUUACAAGGUAGUAGCAUAUUGCAAUCUGUGUGUGUUUGUUCAUUUGUCUGCUAGCCUAUGCGCAGCUCACGUCAUGCCUAAUUUUUACGGUUUAAUGCUUCUGUUAUGA